Messenger RNA from Colius striatus (speckled mousebird), 924 nucleotides. RefSeq names its product homeobox protein Hox-B1. The record is from RefSeq and is a predicted model, not a curated record. NCBI's taxonomy places the organism in Eukaryota, Metazoa, Chordata, Aves, Coliiformes, Coliidae. Gene Ontology annotation, molecular function: RNA polymerase II cis-regulatory region sequence-specific DNA binding; DNA-binding transcription factor activity, RNA polymerase II-specific. The transcript has 2 exons. Gene Ontology annotation, cellular component: nucleus. Gene Ontology annotation, biological process: regulation of transcription by RNA polymerase II. The coding region runs from base 1 to 924 and encodes 307 amino acids.
AUGGACAAUACUAGGAUGAACUCCUCCUUAGAGUAUGCAAUUUGUAACCGUGGGACGGGCGCCUACCAUAAUUUAGAGCAAAGCUCCCCUUCCUUCCCUUCCUGCUCAGGUAGCCCUGUCAGUGACACUUUUAACUGCGACGGGCGCUUUGGCGUAGGAGGGAGCGCGGCUGCGGCCGCCCAUCUGCCCUCGCAAAGCCCCGGCUACCAGCCUCCCUCCUCCGGGCGCCUUGUGCCUUUCGCAGGUGCUGCCCCAGCCGCCGGGUAUCCGGCCCAAUCCUGCGGCCCCAGCUACGGGCACCACCAGCUCUACCUCAGCCAGUCGGACGCGGACGGUAUGUACUUCCAAGCGACUGGGUGCUCCGCCAACGCGGGAUCCAGCCUCGGCUCCUUAGCAGAGAGCUACUGCGGGGCGAUUGGGCAGUACCAGCAACACCACCUUUAUGGGCAGGAGCAGUCCGGCUACUUGUCCGGCGUUUACAGCAACCUCUCGCCUUCUUUAAACGAGGACAAAGACCCUGCGUGCCCCUCCGAACCGUGUCCCAGCGCCACACAGACCUUCGACUGGAUGAAAGUGAAGAGGAACCCGCCCAAGACAGCUAAAGUGUCGGAGUACGGGCUGUUGGGCCAGCCCAACACCAUCCGCACCAACUUCACCACCAAGCAGCUGACGGAGCUGGAGAAGGAGUUUCACUUUAAUAAGUACCUCACCCGAGCCCGGAGGGUGGAGAUCGCUGCCACCCUGGAGCUCAACGAAACCCAGGUCAAGAUCUGGUUCCAGAACAGGCGGAUGAAACAGAAGAAGAGGGAGAAGGAAGGACUUGCCCCUGCAGCUGCCUCCAGGUCUGCAAAAGAAGCGGGCGAAGCUUCGGAUCAGUCCAACUGCACCUCACCUGAGACCUCCCCCAGCUCGAUCUCCUCCUGA